UUCACUCGUUACUACAAAUUAGCGAACUACAUUGUUCUACGUGUUCUUUUCUGUGUCGUGUGUAUAUAGAGAGAGUCACACUAGUUAAUUACGUUUCAGACUCCAGUUAAACAAAGAGGGUCAAUUUAAAUAAUAUAAAUUACUAUCUGUUCUUUUGGAUCGGAAUUUUUUUAAAAGAAUAUAUAGAAAAAAUGCAACACCACUCGGAGACGACAAUGUCAUCAAUGAAGCAACCUCUUUGUCCAAAGCCACGCCGUGUGUGUCCUUCUUUUCCUGAUUUCCUCAAACCUCUCUCAUGUUCCCUACACUCUUCCAACUGCCAACAAAGUUCGGAGGGAAGAAGCGGCGUUCUCAGCGUAAUCGAUAAGCCGAUAGAAGGUGGAACAAUAGAGUCAAUGUGGUACGCAGGGUCUCCACCAAGGAGAACCGGGAAUCCUCUUGUACACGACCUCCAUUUCAUUCACUGCCUCGACCUUCUCCCCAAUUUCUCAAGAACCAAGGCUUGAGUUUAUUCUUUGUAGAAUUGUAUUUGGAUACUCUUAAGUAACCACCAAGAGUCCACACUCAGAUCAGCACCCAUAACUUAGUCCACAUUUAAUGAAGAGACAUAUAUAUAUAUAUAUAUAUAGAGAGAGAGAGAGAGAAAAAGGUUGAUUAUAGACCUGUAUUUGUUAUCUAUAAUAUAG
Thlaspi arvense is the source of this 686-nucleotide messenger RNA. The record is from the annotation of a GenBank genome assembly. NCBI's taxonomy places the organism in Eukaryota, Viridiplantae, Streptophyta, Magnoliopsida, Brassicales, Brassicaceae.